Messenger RNA from Dioscorea cayenensis subsp. rotundata (Guinea yam), 390 nucleotides. Its product is annotated as leucine-rich repeat extensin-like protein 6. The coding region runs from base 1 to 390 and encodes 129 amino acids. NCBI's taxonomy places the organism in Eukaryota, Viridiplantae, Streptophyta, Magnoliopsida, Dioscoreales, Dioscoreaceae. The transcript has a single exon. The record is from RefSeq and is a predicted model, not a curated record.
AUGGCCAUUAUCAAACUCUCAAACAUUAUCUCCACAUUAAUCCUCUUCACUCUUCUCUCUUGUAAUGUUCUCUCUGACCAACUUGAAUGUGCUAACUAUCCAUGUUUACCGCCACCGACAUUGCCGGAAAACUGCCCUCCGCCACCGGCAUCAGUUUAUCUGUACCCUCCUCCCCCACCUCUUUUUCCUUCUUUUCUUCCACCUUUUGUCAUCUACCUUUCACCUCCUCCUCCUCCUCCUCCUCCUCCUCCUAAUCCUAUCUUACCUUACUUUCCUUGGUACUACUUAUCAUCACCAUCAUCACCGGCAUCUUUUUCGUCUUCCUCUCCGGCAAGAGCCAGUCUUAUACUAUUGAUUGAGGCAUUGCUUGCUAUGUUACUAUUUGCAUGA